Neolamprologus brichardi is the source of this 2135-nucleotide messenger RNA. The record is from RefSeq and is a predicted model, not a curated record. Lineage: Eukaryota; Metazoa; Chordata; Actinopteri; Cichliformes; Cichlidae.
GCAGCACUCCGCUCUCCAUCAUCAUCUGCGGAAAAAUGCGAGCGGGGAGCGGUAAGAAAAUGUCAGCUCGCGCUGCCCUCCCUCCGCCGCAGACAUGAGCGCAGUCCCGACCGCCUCUUCCAACCGCAACAAGUUGCUCUCACCAUGCGGAUCCACUGCAAAGUAGUUGUGAUCGCCGUGUGUUUUGGAGUUUUCUUACUUUUGUACUUUUUGGGGGGCAACGCCGCGGAUGAUCCGCUGUUGAAAGAAGUUGGAGAGGAGCCGGAGGAGGACAGCAGCUCUUCCCAGUCGCCCUCCCUGCUCGAGCACAAUGUUGUUGCAAAGUUUCCGAGGAAAUCGCCCGCAGGAGUCGGCGUGCGUCCGGAAGAGCCUCUUAAGGGACGAAAACAGGGGAGACCAAUUAGUAGAGGGGCCAGCGUGAAUGUAAAGAGUAAACCACGGAGUAAUGUAGCCCGACCCGUAACCAGGCGCACCAAGGCGGAGGACGUCAUGCAUUUGGCUGUGGUGGCUUGUGGGAACCGUCUGAACGAGACCCUCACCAUGGUAAAAUCAGCCCUCCUGUUCAGCUUAAAGAAGAUCAAGUUUCACAUUUUUGCUGAGGACCCCUUGGCCCUGCAGUUUAAAGAAAGGCUGAACCAGUGGCCUCGCUCUGUCGCAGCCAAGUUCCAGUACAGAAUCUACUCCAUCUCCUUCUCGGUGGGAAACGCUGACGAGUGGAAGAAGCUCUUCAAACCCUGCGCUGCUCAGAGACUCUUCCUCCCCCGUCUCUUCAUCUUUCCAUGCCAGUGGAACUACAGACCUGACCACUGUAUGUACGGUAGUAACUGCAAAGGGGCUGAAGAGGAAGGCGUGUCCAUCCUCCAUGGCAACCGUGGCGUAUAUCAUGAUGACAAGCAGCCAGCGUUUAAAGUAGUCUAUGAUGCAAUCCAUAAUUUUCCCUUUGAGGACAACAUGUUCCAGUCGCUCUUCUACCCCAUCCAGACCAAGUUCCUGGACACGGUCAACACGCUCUGUGGUCGGAUUCCCCAAGUCUUCCUCAAGCAGAUCGAAAAGACAAUGAGGAAGGUGUUUGAGGACAAAGUGGUCCGCCACGUCAGGCCACAUAAAUAACUGAUGGAGAAAGUGGGUGUCCCUGUGGAUUCUCAGAUCAAACUGGUGGCUCUGCAUUUGCAGAGUUCAGCGCAUGACACUUUCUGGAAUAAGGGUCUCAUGAACAUUAUGAGCCUCUGGUGAUGAGUAAUCACCCUAUGCAUACAGUGCUGGUCAGUGACGUCGCCGAAUAGGUUUGCCUUAUAACCGUCUUUAUUUUGACAUCACAAGUGAUGUAACGUAUAAGAAUGUUGGAAAACUAGAAAGUAUCAGCUCAUCUCAAGUGUGUAAGAAAAAUUUAAGCCGUGUUUUUCUCAAGACUUGUACAAAGGUGUCUUGUCUUUUUUUACUUCUCCUCACAAGCAUUUGAAGUACUCCUCCUAACCAUUAGGGAGAUGUGUAUGUGCUACACAGAGUCAACGUUGAACAGCUUUACUACCUUGAAGUAGUAGAUUUAUAAACCACUCCUCUAAAAUUGUGAAUGUUUUAUCAGCAAAUAACUUGAAGUGUGAAUGUGUGUAUUUGAGUUUGUGGUCUGUUUUGCAGUUGCCAAAUGCCGCUGACAGUAUUACACACAGCACAGCAGAAGAAAUGUAGACUUUUGUGUUGAAUACUGAAUGUCACAAUGCACUUUGACAUUAGGACUGGAAGGUUGUUGUUGUUGCACAUAUGUCUCCAUUAGAUACAACACGACUCGACUGAAAUCAAAACCAAAAGUGCUAGAUUUUGAAAAAAAAGGAAGAAAAAAAAAAGGUGUCAAACCACAGCAGAUGAUGUACCGUAUAAAUAUUCAUGUCUGACUUUUUUUUUUCCUGGCAGAAGAAAAUAAGUGCUGUAGAUUUGUGUGUUUGAGAGAGUCUCCGAGCCUGUAAUCUGAUGUGUGGUGUACGUACCAUGUGAUCAAUGGUGAACGCAUGGGCUGUAUGUUUUAAAGUUGCUUUUAAAGGGGUAUAAAGAGCCAAAUGUAUCAAAUCAUUCAACCUGGAAACUGAAAAUAGCUGUACACUCAGCGUGUGUUUCUUAAUAAAACAAUGCAAUGUCCUGAG